This is a messenger RNA of Drosophila obscura, 3220 nucleotides long. RefSeq lists its product as uncharacterized. Gene Ontology annotation, biological process: cilium movement; cilium assembly. NCBI's taxonomy places the organism in Eukaryota, Metazoa, Arthropoda, Insecta, Diptera, Drosophilidae. The record is from RefSeq and is a predicted model, not a curated record. Gene Ontology annotation, molecular function: protein binding. The coding region runs from base 47 to 3139 and encodes 1030 amino acids. Gene Ontology annotation, cellular component: extracellular exosome; motile cilium. The transcript has 7 exons.
UGCUGUUGAUUUUCCCGUUAAAAUUUCAAACAAAAUUUGAUCGACAAUGCCACCAAAACGUCAACAGAACAGCCGCAAAAGCGUCAAAUCGUUGGAAUCUGUUUCCCCCGUCCAUCCCGAGCCGCCGAAUGUGUUCUUGUAUGUGCAACUGUCCGGCUUAUGCCGAAAGAGCCUGCCAGUCACGAUCCAUCCAUUGGAGCUGCAUUUAAAGCAGGGCGACAGUUUGAUCAUCAAGUGCGAUGAGCACUACAACACCGAUGGCAUUAUACGGCAGAGCGAGUUCGAUGCGAGGCCCACGUUCACGCUGGUAUUCCAGCAGGAGAACUUGGACCGCAUUAAUCAUGCAGCCGACAAUCCGCUGCUCAUUAUGUUGUACAUGCGACAGAGCGAUCCAUCGGUGCACGGCGACGAGGAGCAGGAGGAGGAGUCGCUGGAGGGCCAAUUCACUGUCGAAACACAGGGCACACAGGAGCCUUUUCACAGGAAGACUUUUUCGGUUGCCAGUAUUCUGGACCACAGUGAGCGCGACGAGGUCAACUACUACCCAGAGAAGGUGGAGCUGGUGCUGCUCUGCGCCGGCUAUUUGGAUGUGAUCAAGCUGUUUGGCCAUUAUCGCAGCAUGAUCAAGGAGAGCCUCUACCUCUAUCCCCUGCCCGAUGUGCCCAACGAGCUGCGCACCACCGUACACACGGAAUGGGAUCUGUACACACUGCUGCCCAUUGCCAAGGAGCUGACAUUCACCAACAUGUGCUUCAUAACGUUCGAGUCGAUAUACAAUCUGAGGGAGGAGUACCUGCUGGAUGUGCCCUCCAUGUCGAUCAAACUGAGCUUUCGCUCCAAGCUGCCCAACGAGCGCAACGAGUACCAGAUGCUGCCACUGUGCGAGUUCUCGAAGCUGGAACAGGCCUGCAUAGGCAAGCAGUUCAUGAACCAUGUCUUUGAGUGCUUCCGCCAGACCAUACCCGAAUACAGGACGACCGGCCUGAAGUCCACCAUGGAGGUGGAGAUGCACAAACUCUUCGCGCAGCUGGCCCUGUCCGAGGGCAUGGAGGUGGACUUUAAUGUGAUUGACAAUGUCUUCGAUGAGGCGAUCAUCUGCAAUGGCUUCCAUCGCUAUAUACUCACCAAGCAGCUGUCCGAUAUUCUGUCCGAUGCAAUUAUCUGCCAGAAGUACGAUAUAGCAGUGGAGGUUUUUCAGUCGAGCACCAACCAGCGGGUGUUUCACGGCAUUCUCGAUCCAUCCAUAAUGGUAUUUCCAGGCGUUCAAACCAUGCGCUUUGCCGUCAAGCUGGAGUACGUGGGCAAGCGAAAGUCCCGGGCCAAGCGGCAGACCAUCGUCAGCAUUCAGAGUCAGCGCAGUGGCAAGAGCGAAAUGGCACCCAUGAUGCCCACAUUUGCCAUCAUCAAGCUGUGCCUGCUGGCGCCGAUCAGUGCGAUCUAUCAGGAGCUCAAAAUAUUCCGCGAGAGUUUCAUCAGCCAGAACCGGCUGCUGUUCUGCGAUCAGCCGUACAAGGAGCCCAAGCUGGUGGACUUGGCGGAGAUCCAACGCGAGUCGUAUGCACGCUUCGACAAGUUUAUGCGCGAAACCAUCGCCUAUAUUGUCAAUAAGAACGUGAAGGCGCUGGAGGAUCGUAAGCAGCACUUUUGCUGCGACAUUCACAACCUAACCAACAUUCUGAUGAAGCUGGUGGGCAGCGAUUUCAAUACGCGCACCCCCACCAAAACGAAUGUGGAAUUUAAGAACUUGUGCGCCGAGGCCUACAACGAGCUGGAGCAUCGCAUCUAUAGAAUUAUGAAUAGGGUCGAGGAGGAGGGCUUUGAUAACUUCGUUGUAAGUCCGCACAUACAAAUGGAUCAAAUCAUCGAUCACCUGAAUGCCAUCAAGCUGCUGCAUGCUGUCAAGGAUGAUCGCAUGGCCAAGUUUGUGCUUGAGAAGGCCUCCAUCGAAAAGCCAAACGAUGAACGCUUGAAUUUCUUUAUGGUUAUCGCGCACAUGGAACGUGGCGAAUAUGCGGAGGCAAAGGCAUAUUUCAGCUCACACGGCUACCGGGUGCCCGAAAGCUACGAAUACUUUGCGGACUGGAUCAAGCUGUACAUAAGCCAUUUGGAUACGCGUGACGAUCCGGAAACGGCUGCCAACAGCACAGAGUGUCUGCUGCGCAGCCUUAUCCGCUUCUCAAAGGCGAAUCCACUGCAGCAGGAUGGCUGGAUCCUGCUGUACUGCUACUAUAAGAAAUACGACUAUGUGCCCGGCUGUGCCUAUGCCCGUUGGCAUUUCGAGGAGCAACUGAAGCAGGGGCGUUCGGGUUCGUCCACCGCGCCGUACAGCUUAUGGGGCAUAUUUCUGACCAUUAAUCCCGAGUUUUCCACGACGCGCGGCAACAUAUUCUUUGAGGUUUUCCGAAUAUUCGUGCGCUUGGGCCUCUAUGAGUUUGCCCAGGUGGUGUUUUCCGUGGUGGAGAAUCAGUGCUCCGAAUCGAAUCGCUAUUUGAUCAAUACGCAGCUGAAAAUUCUGCUCAAUCGAUUGGAUGAUAAGUUUGUGGUGCGAACCUUUAGCUUUAAAGACGAUGAGAGAAUGGCCGCCUUGAAUGCCCAGGUCAAUGGCAAUGUGGAGUACCAUCGCGGCAAUCUGGCGAAGGCAGCCGCCUUCUAUAGCGUCACCAUGCAGCUUCCCGAACGCGAUGAGAACGAGCGGGACUAUUUUGUGGUCAGCAAACUGCGCUUGGGUUACAUUGCCUACGAGACUGGCGACUAUCUCAGGGUCAUUGAGGCCCUCAACUAUCCGUAUAUUGGCAAGCUGCUGCCAAUGCUCUCCAGCUAUCUGAUGGGCAAGGCCUACUACAAGCUGGACAACCUCGAUAUGGCACUGGAGUGCUUUAUCCAAUGCACCCAACUACAGAAUCAUGUGCCCAGCAUUUGGGGUUUCCUGGCGCUGAUCAAUCUCCGUUUGGGUGAAAACUAUAAAGCCCUGGAGUGCUGGAAAUAUGCUAAGAUUGAUCCCCUAGUGGAAAUCGAUGAUGAGAUGAUCUAUGAGGAGCUGGCAGCCAUCGAUUGUGACACCGUUGAUAUGUUCAUCGAUGUGCCGGGCCACUACAGCGAGGUAUCCUUUUUGGGUCAGUUCAGUGAUAUGAACCGCUGAUUCCAUGACUGAUUUUGUGUACAUACUCGUAUAUAUAUUUUAUUUUUCGUGGCAUGGCAUGGAGAACCCAUAAAUCUAAAA